Molecule: messenger RNA, 951 nt
Organism: Aspergillus novofumigatus IBT 16806
Lineage: Eukaryota; Fungi; Ascomycota; Eurotiomycetes; Eurotiales; Aspergillaceae
Exons: 2
Coding region: 1-951 (316 amino acids)
Source: RefSeq, a predicted model, not a curated record
AUGGCCGACUUCCAAUUUGGCCCCAAAACCCACAGGGAUCGAGAGCAAGUGGUAUACCGGACCUACGUAUGCCAGAUCUCUCGCUUUCUAGAUGCUCAUGGAAUCCCCAAUGUGCUCUGGGGGGAGCUUGUGAUGAAUAUGCUUCUCAUUCCCCUUGUGAUAGAUGGUAUUUGCAUCGUCAUCCCCGACGAACAUAUUGACAAAGCGCGCGACCUCUUGCUAGCAGCUGGCUGUCCCCCUUGCCAGGCGGGGAGCCUUUGCCCCUUCUACCAUCCCUACGCUUCCCGCGCCAUCCCCUACGCACACUUCAACCUCAUAGACCGCGGCCCCUUGGACUUCUACAAACCUGAGAUAUUCGGCGAAAAUCCCCGGGAAUGGUACACGCUGGAACUCUUCAAGAAGUCUGAUGUGCUGUGGGGAGCGCCUGAGAUCCCACUCAGCCCACCCAUUCCCAAUGAUCCUGAUUAUUGGACAGUCACCGAUGACCGACUUCCUGAAGUCGCCAUUGAAUACCAGCUAGGCCGCAUUGUCGACGCAGAUUAUCCAGUUAAGAUCCCCUCGCCAGCACGCUUCGCCGAGUCACUGACCCUCUUGUACUUCCGGGAUAACUUUCCGGAAGAAACUGCCAGAGGGAACCACUGGGAUUCGCUGCUAGUGGACAUGAAGACAGUUCUGAAAAAGGACCGCCUUUACAAACUGGAGGACCUUCCAUCACGUACUCAGAGCUGGUUCAAAUUUCUGGACAAACCUCCAGUGAAUAGAAUGCAAGGUCGUGUGGGGGAGAAGUUUGCGGCGGCGAUGAGGAAGGCCGGCGAGAUCCCAGAGAGAAGUCCCUGGCCGUCGGCAGUUCUUGGGUUGCCUGGAUGGCGUGAAGAGCUUAAACGAUGGGAUGAGGAGGAAGAGGAGAUGAGGAAGAAAGAAGAAGAGGUGAAAGAGGAGCAGACUGCGUGA